Messenger RNA from Papilio machaon (common yellow swallowtail), 757 nucleotides. RefSeq lists its product as uncharacterized. The coding region runs from base 253 to 732 and encodes 159 amino acids. The record is from RefSeq and is a predicted model, not a curated record. Lineage: Eukaryota; Metazoa; Arthropoda; Insecta; Lepidoptera; Papilionidae. Gene Ontology annotation, biological process: sleep; positive regulation of voltage-gated potassium channel activity; regulation of synaptic transmission, cholinergic. The transcript is spliced from 5 exons.
GGUUUUCAGUCGAUAAUUGUCCCGAUUCCUAACAAGUAGUCGUACUCAAACGAGGCACUAAUUUUUACUUUAUUAAUUAUAUAUUUACUAAUUUGUGGCGGUUUUUAUAGUAAUUAUUAACGUUGGUUAUCAGAAUUUUUUAUUCCAUUAUCAAAUGUUUACUGAAGAUGCCUUCGAUUUUCUUUUAUGUGAAGUGAGCAAUAUUGAUUAGUUUUGGAGGAAUAUUGGAACUAGGAACAAGAAAAAUCAAAUAUGGACAAAACACAAAAUAGGAAUUUAAUUUUCUUGAUAACAUUAACAAUUCUGUCCUGGAUAUCAGUUGUGGAGAGCAUAGACUGUUUUAAGUGCGUGUCUAUGAACGGCCGCUUUCCGGCGUGCGACGACCCCUUCCACAACAAUCACUCGCUGCAGUUGCUCGAGUCGCCUUGCAUGGGCGGUAGGAAGGGGAGAGACGGUCUCUUCCCUGCCACAUCAUGUAUCAAGAUAGCUGGGAUAUUUGAUGACACCGGUGAGAAGAUAACAGUCCGCGGCUGUGGGCUGGACUCGGGCACCGCCACGACAGACACCGAGAUCAUAAGAAUGUCGCAUUGCGGACGAUUCUACUACGACGACAGAUAUGUACACGGCUGCCUCCAGAGUUGCAAUGAUGCGGACGCGUGCAACUCCUCUGACGUCAUCAAGUCUCAGCUCUUACUGGCAACUCUGUUACUGAUGACGUCAUCACUCAGCUAACAGAUGUCACGUUAUAUAUUAUAUA